Messenger RNA from Paraphaeosphaeria sporulosa, 1092 nucleotides. RefSeq lists its product as uncharacterized. The transcript has a single exon. Gene Ontology annotation, molecular function: glycosyltransferase activity; hydrolase activity, hydrolyzing O-glycosyl compounds. NCBI's taxonomy places the organism in Eukaryota, Fungi, Ascomycota, Dothideomycetes, Pleosporales, Didymosphaeriaceae. Bases 1 to 1092 code for a protein of 363 amino acids. The record is from RefSeq and is a predicted model, not a curated record. Gene Ontology annotation, biological process: carbohydrate metabolic process; fungal-type cell wall organization. Gene Ontology annotation, cellular component: fungal-type cell wall.
AUGCUGCGCACUCUGAGAGCUGUCGCGGCUUGCGCGCUUCUCUCAGCCCCGGCAUUGGCCCAGACAUACACCAAUUGCAACCCCACGGAAAGCACUUCCUGCCCUCCAGAUUCGGCAUUGGGAAAAACAGUCAACAUCGAUUUCACUUCUGCAUCGGACAGCUUCACCGCCGAAGGCAACCCCACAUACGGCUCCGAUGGCGCAUCAUUUACAGUCGCCAAGCAGGGCGACAGCCCCAAGGUCACUUCAAAAUGGUACAUCAUGUUCGGCCAGGUCGAUAUCGAGCUCCAAGCAGCACCUGGCCAAGGUAUUGUCAGCAGCUUCUUCCUGCAGUCCGACUGCCUGGACGAGAUUGACUGGGAGUGGCUCGGUGGAGACAACGCCCAGGUGCAAUCCAACUACUUUGGCAAAGGGAACACCGCAACGCACGACCGAGGAGCCUUCCACGCGAACCCGGGUAACCACGACGGAUUCCAGAAGUACACCAUCAUUUGGACCUCUGAACAGAUUGCUUGGCAGAUCAACGGGCAGACCGUCCGCACAUUGAUUCCCGAAAACGCCAACGGCCAGUACCCCCAGACACCCAUGGCCAUCAAAAUCGGUGCCUGGGCCGGUGGCGACCCGAACAACGAGCAGGGCACCAUCGACUGGGCUGGCGGUCUGACUGACUACAGCAAGGGCCCGUACACGAUGAAAGUCAAAAACUUGAAGGUUCAAGAUUAUUCCACCGGUACCACCUACACGUAUGGCGACACAAGCGGAACUUGGCAGUCGAUCAAGUCCAACGGGGGUACCAUCAACGGGGGCGGAACUCGUGUUGAGCAAAACGCCCCUGGUAUCACAUCUGCAGCCACCGGAGCUCCUCUUCCAUUCACUCCUCACACGACUUCUCCCUACACCAGGCCGAGUGUCUAUCCCUGGGUCCCUGACACCACUGUGGCGACCGUUGCUACAACAACCUACGGCAACUACCCUGGAUUACCGAGCGGAUGGUCUGUUUCAGACUCUGGCAAAGUCGUUCCUCCCAGCCAAGCUCCUGUCAGUAAGCACCUUUUUUUACCCCUCCCUCCCCUACAUAUCCAUUCUUACUAA